This is a messenger RNA of Nycticebus coucang (slow loris), 6460 nucleotides long. RefSeq names its product GATA zinc finger domain containing 2B (gene GATAD2B). The record is from RefSeq and is a predicted model, not a curated record. Gene Ontology annotation, molecular function: zinc ion binding; sequence-specific DNA binding. Gene Ontology annotation, cellular component: NuRD complex. The coding region runs from base 679 to 2460 and encodes 593 amino acids. The transcript has 12 exons. Gene Ontology annotation, biological process: negative regulation of transcription by RNA polymerase II. NCBI's taxonomy places the organism in Eukaryota, Metazoa, Chordata, Mammalia, Primates, Lorisidae.
GAAGUCUUGGCAUUCCGCCUUCUAUUGGUAUGGCCAAGAAGAAGAGGGCGGGGUGGCCGGCUUAGGCCGCCCAAUGGGCGUCGUGGCGUGUGAGUAAGGCGGAGCCGAGGCGCUUGGCAGCUGCCCAAUCAGCGUCCUUGUUUGUGUGGUGCCGCCGCCGGUGCAGCCGCCGCCGCCGCCGCUGCCCCCGUCUGUACCGCAGUGUCUGCUCCGCCCGCCUGCCCGGGUCCGGCCCGCCCCCCUCCCCCACCCCCGCCCCCGGUCCCUUUAGUUGGGUACUGAUCCCACUGUGCCGUCGCCUCUUCCUUUUUCGACGCCUCCGCCGUCGCUUGAGGAGGCGAGCAAGCCGGGAGUUACACUGCCACCGCCAGAGACAGAGUCUCACUUAACUACCCUCGGUAGAGUGCCAUGAUGUCACAGGACUCACAGCAACCUCCAGCUCUUGGGCUUUCGCGAUUCUCCUGCCUCAGCCUCCCGAGCAGCUGGGACUACACAGCGCCACAACGCCCAGCUAUUUUUUGGUUGCAGUUCAGCCAGGGCUGGGUUUGAACCUGCCACCUUCGGUAUAUGGGGCCUGCGCCCUACUCACUGAGCCACAGGCGCCACCCAGAGAACUGUUUACUUUGUAAACACUUAAAUCUGUUGAUGGUGGGAAACUGAAGAGGCCUGACCACUUCGAUGGAUAGAAUGACAGAAGAUGCUCUUCGCCUGAAUUUGCUAAAGAGGAGUUUGGACCCAGCAGAUGAGCGAGAUGAUGUCCUAGCAAAGCGACUCAAAAUGGAGGGGCAUGAAGCCAUGGAACGUCUGAAAAUGUUGGCACUGCUCAAGAGAAAGGAUUUGGCAAAUCUUGAGGUGCCACAUGAGUUACCCACCAAACAGGAUGGCAGUGGUAUCAAGGGCUAUGAAGAAAAACUCAAUGGGAAUCUCAGGCCUCAUGGAGACAAUAGGACUGCUGGAAGGCCAGGCAAAGAAAACAUCAUCGAUGAGCCUGUGGAUAUGAGUGCUCGCCGGAGUGAGCUAGACCGAGGAAGGCUAACUCCCUCUCCGGACAUCAUUGUUUUAUCUGACAAUGAGGCUUCCAGUCCCCGUUCCAGCUCCAGAAUGGAAGAAAGACUCAAAGCAGCCAACCUAGAGAUGUUUAAGGGGAAAGGCAUUGAGGAACGGCAGCAGCUUAUCAAGCAACUGAGGGAUGAGCUACGAUUGGAAGAAGCUCGACUGGUGCUGUUAAAGAAACUGAGACAGAGUCAGCUACAGAAAGAGAAUGUGGUCCAGAAGACUCCAGUUGUUCAGAAUGCAGCAUCUAUUGUUCAACCAUCUCCUGCCCAUGUGGGACAACAGGGCCUAGCCAAGCUUCCCUCCCGGCCUGGGGCCCAAGGGGUUGAACCUCAAAAUCUGAGAACAUUACAGGGUCAUAGUGUCAUCCGUUCAGCAACCAAUACCACCCUCCCACACAUGUUGAUGUCUCAACGUGUUAUUGCACCAAACCCAGCCCAGCUACAGGGUCAGCGGGGCCCACCUAAGCCUGGCCUGGUACGCACCACGACACCCAACAUGAAUCCUGCCAUUAAUUACCAACCGCAGUCAAGUUCUUCUGUUCCCUGUCAGCGCACAACAUCGUCCGCCAUCUAUAUGAACCUUGCCUCUCAUAUCCAGCCAGGGACUGUGAACAGAGUGUCAUCACCACUUCCUAGUCCCAGCGCCAUGACCGAUGCUGCCAACUCACAGGCUGCAGCCAAAUUAGCUCUUCGCAAACAGCUGGAAAAGACACUCCUGGAGAUCCCACCCCCUAAACCUCCUGCUCCCUUGCUUCACUUUCUGCCUAGUGCAGCGAAUAGUGAAUUCAUCUACAUGGUAGGCUUGGAAGAAGUUGUGCAGAGUGUCAUUGACAGCCAAGGCAAAAGCUGUGCCUCACUUCUGCGGGUUGAACCCUUUGUAUGUGCCCAGUGCCGCACAGACUUCACCCCUCACUGGAAGCAAGAAAAGAAUGGUAAGAUUCUGUGUGAACAGUGUAUGACCUCCAACCAGAAGAAGGCUCUAAAAGCUGAACACACCAACCGGCUGAAAAAUGCUUUUGUUAAAGCCCUACAGCAGGAACAGGAAAUUGAACAGCGACUACAGCAACAGGCAGCCCUCUCCCCCACCACGGCUCCAGCUGUGUCCAGUGUCAGUAAACAAGAGAACAUCAUGAGACAUCAUACACUUCGGCAGGCUCCACAGCCCCAGGGCAGUCUCCAGCGUGGCAUACCCACAUCUGCUCGCUCCAUGCUUUCAAACUUUGCACAGGCACCCCAACUGUCUGUGCCAGGUGGCCUCCUUGGUAUGCCAGGUGUCAACAUUGCAUACUUGAAUACUGGCAUUGGAGGACACAAAGCCCCCAGUUUGGCUGACCGACAGCGUGAAUACCUUUUAGACAUGAUCCCUCCCCGGUCUAUAUCGCAGUCCAUCAGUGGACAGAAAUAACGCCUGUUCCACUUGUACUGCCCCAACCUUGAAUCCUUUCCCCCUUUCCUCUCCCAUUCCCCCAACUUCCGUCGCAUGCAGUGCCUGUACUGGUGCCUACCAUACACGGAAAGAAAAACAGAAGACAAAAAAUAGAAAUCAACAAGAAAACAUACGCCCUGCCCCACCACCUCCCCUUUAACUCACACUGCUGCAAUCUGUUCUUCUGCCACUCUCUUCUCUCUUCAAUAACGGUGAGGUGGAUCUCUACCUUUGACAGAAGUCAGAAUGAGGUCCUGGGGAGAAUCUAAGCCCUCCAAUGUGUGUUUCUAAAGUUUGUUUUAUUCUAUAAUUACUGUCAUUUCUAAUGAUGUUAUGUGUCUUCCCUUUGUUCAGUGGAUGGUUAAACCUUCCUCCUGCCCCAGUCUUUUUCUUUUCUUUGCUUUCUUCCUUCUUCCCCCGAUAAACACAGAUGAUAUUCAGUUCAUGAUAGGAGCAUUGCAGAUUGCAGUAGAGACCCCAACUGCCAAGUGGAACAUAACUGGGAGUAUUAUGGGCAGAUGUUUCAAAUGCACUUAACAGGGGGAGGGGUGGGUAGCGUCACAUAAGGAAGAAUAGCACCGCAACUGCAGGUGUUCAGGGGCUGAAAAGUUUGGGAGGCAGUGUAUAGUAUUGAAGUUGGGCUCUAAGAAUGAGGGGAAAGAGCCUGGAGGGAGAAGCUUUAAAACUCAACCACCCUGGAAUUUACCCGUGGAGGAAGGCAAGAAGGAGGGUGUGAUAAUGAGCAGAAUGGUGAGCCAGGGAAGACUGAGACCAGGUUCUGCCUUCUGGAUGUGGGGGGUGGGGGUAAGAUUGGUCUCUUGACCCGCCGUGGGGACACAGAAGUCUAUUCCAGGCCAACUAAGCUUGAAAUUAUUUUAUUUUCUUUGUAAAGUUCUUCCCCACCCUAUCCCCUUUUUUUAUCCCCCUUUUAAAAAUUCUAAUCUAUCUCCUCUAGUCAUAGCCCCAUCUAUAGUAUAGAGGAAUGACUGUUCCCAGGCUGUUUGCCAGGUACCUAAAAGUUAGAACAGGCAUGAAUAGAAGAAGGGAUUUCUCUGCUAGCAAUUGAGAUUUUCACAUUUGUCUAUCCCUUCAUCCUCCUACUCCCGGGAGUUGAGGAUAAAGCACUUAAUCAACUUGGAGUCCUGCCCCAGUGCUGCUGCACUGACCACAGAACCAGCUGUGCAAAGCCCGACAGCUCGUGUCAUAACCACCUUAGGACCUAUGCUAUACAAGCAGUUGUCAUUUUUUCUCCCCCAGAAUUCUAUUAAUUUUGCUUUUUCUUUUCUUUCUUUUUGUAGUGCUACUAAUGCAGAGAAUGAAUUGAAUUGUGCAAUGUUGCAGUUCUGGGGACUGGGGAGAUUAGCAUCCCAUUCGCCCACACUGUGGGGGAAAGAGCCCAGGGCUGUUUUUGAGGUAAGAGAAGGCCCUUACAGGUGCAGGGUCUGUGCACUCCUCAGUGUACCCCACCUGUCUCUCUAGCUCUAGGAGCUGCCAGAGUACAUAGAGGGGGGGGAUAUUCUCAGCAGAGAGGUAGGAGGAGGAGUUUAGUAUUUUGACCUUGAAAGCCACCUAAGGAAUUUUCCCCACUUUUAUUUUUUAAAAUUAAAUGAUUUUUUUAAAGAAGGCACUUUUAAAAUUAACACACACAAACUGCACAUCUUCCCUAUAAAAUUUGGAGGUGGGAGAAGGAGCUAAAUUCAGGCUCAGUUCCCCCAUUCCAGCCCUACUCCCUACACCUCUAUGCCACUGUGGGUGAUUAUACUGGCCCUACGGGCCUUCCUGGCUUUUUUUUUUUUCCCUUCCUCCCUUUUCUGAAAUUCAUUGAGCACUUAAUAAAGGAGCAAAGAUUCAGGCAGUGUCUGGGCUCCCCCGGUGGUGAAAUGAUCCGGAAGAUAGAUGCUAGUCACAGGUAGUGAUCGGGUCUUUUCGAGUAUUUUUCUGGGGAAUGUGGUACCACUGACUAUAAGUGGUGGGAGAGGGGAGGGGGGUUAAUGGAACUGUAUUUGGGAUUAUUUUAAAAUUAUAUAUAUAUAUAUAUAUAUAAAGAUAUAUUCUUACAUCUUUUCUUUAACCUCUGUGCUUUGAAAGCACUAGAUAAAUGGUUUGGUUUUGCUUUUCUCUCUUCCACAAAAUUGGAAGUUUGGGUUUUUUUUUUUAAUGUUUUCUCUAUAAGUCAUCUUGCCUUGUGGCAUGUCUGUCUCCCCUCUCCUCCCCACCCUCAUGAUGAAGUGCCAUUUCUGUUAUGUCUCCCUCCCCCAGCUCAGUGGUGCCCAGAGGUACAAGGUGCCCAAGUUUGUCAGUUGAGAUUAAAAGUAAGAAACAGAAUGUGCAAUACCGUCUGGCUGGGGGCUGUCCCUGCCCUGAGCUGAGUCCCUUCCCUGGAAGCCAGGCCACCUUGAUUGGGGUUUGGAAGUAAGAUAGGAGGAGAUAGGGAAUGAUGGGAAGGAAAGCCCAUAGUCCCAGGCCUCAGGGGAGAAGGUGGGGUUUUCUGGUUUUUAUCCCCUCAGGGUCGUUACAUAGAAGCUGCUCGCUGGCUAGCAUAGUUCUGUGACCCUUUUACAAUCGCUGAGGUUUGAUUUCUUACCUCUCUCCUCAUUUUCAUACCUUUACUAGGGCUUAGUGGUGGAGGUGAGGCCUCCCUAAUCAUGGUAAAGUAUUAGCCUUCCACCUCCUCCCUCCCCUCCCUCUCUCUCCUUGGUUCUCUAUUUUUUCAUCACUGAUUGCCUUGUGUCCCUCCAAGUCUGUUUCUACUGUCCAUCCCCAGCCUUGGGCUCUGUAGACACUAAACUUCAUGCCCUAAGAAUUGGAGGGAAGACCCUCUGUUUGGAGAGUUGUCCUUUACCAUUGGGACUCUGAAGUUCAAGGUAUUAAUAGAAUGAGGAUCUUGCCAAUUCUGCCUGGCUUCCUCCUUCCCCAGAGGCACUAAAAGUAAUAGUUUGUGGACAGUGUCUUCCUUCUGAGAAGCUUGAAAACAGGAGGGUUAGUUAGUAGUAAGGCUUAGCUAAAACUGGGGGACAGGGGUUCUUUGUUUUAUUUUGUCAUUUGACCACAUUAUCUGGACUCCCUCCAUCCCUGGAAUAAGUAUUUUCCCCACAUUUUUGGAUAUAUGUAUGGUAGACGAUUUUUUUUUUUAAGACAGAGAUAAAUAUUUUCCUGCUUUGGUUACCUUUCCUUUCCCCCUUAAAAGGAAUUAGCUAUAGAACUGCUUUGUAAAGAUGCUUCUUGAUAUUUUACUUUUGUUCCUUUUCCCCAACCAUUCCCCUUUCUCCCCACUCCUCCAGAAGGCAUAACCCUUCUCUCCACACCCCUACCCCCAGCCCAACCCUAAGCUCCCUUCCCCCCCUCCAUCAAGACCUUCAUUAGCUUAUGAUAUUUGCUGCCGAGAUGUUAUAACAAGGACUCAUUCGUGUAUAUAAGCUAUUUCUUGAUCCAUUUAAAAGGAAUUGUACAUUGUGUAGAAAAAAAACCUGAAAAAGAGAAAAAAAAGCCCUAGCCAUGGAUAUUGUGAAACUGUGUUAAUGUCAUUUUGUAAUGUGCCCGUUUGUGUAUGAUCCGUGCAAAAGGGUUUCUGGGGAAGGGGAGGGGAUAGGGAGGCAGGGAUGUGGAGGGUGGUUAGGGGAGUGGGCCAUGCCCAGCACACUGAGACUGGCAGCUGCUCCAACCCCAUCCCUCCUUAGAGAUGCCACCUCCCCCACCACCCACCCCUAAUUUGUGCCUUGCCUCCCCACCCUGGAGUAGUCCCUCCAGGUCACCAGCACUGCCUUGGCAGAGCCCACUCCCUACCCUAACCUGCCCACCCUCCCUGCCCCCCAGCAUUAGAUUGAUACUGUGGGGGAAGUGCUGGAGGGUGGGAGGUAGCCGAGGAAUGGGGCAGUUCCUGGGGGCAUUGAAACCAAGUAUUAUGAAUUGUAAUUGUAUUUGCACUGUUUUUUUCCCUCUGAUUGCAUCAGCAUAUAUACAAUAUACCUAUAUAACAAAA